Molecule: messenger RNA, 3071 nt
Organism: Salvelinus fontinalis (brook trout)
Lineage: Eukaryota; Metazoa; Chordata; Actinopteri; Salmoniformes; Salmonidae
Product: protocadherin-20-like
Exons: 3
Coding region: 315-2957 (880 amino acids)
Biological process (GO): homophilic cell-cell adhesion
Cellular component (GO): plasma membrane
Molecular function (GO): calcium ion binding
Source: RefSeq, a predicted model, not a curated record
UGUGUGUGUGUGUGUGUGUGUGUGUGUGUGUGUGUGUGUGUGUGUGUGUGUGUGUGUGUGUGUUAGCACAGCAGUGCCCAAAUAAGGUGUACAACCCUGCCUCCAGCCCCAGUCUUCCUACCUACACUAGUCUGGCAGAGUGACAGGUGGGAGGGGCGGGAGAGGAGGAGCCGGUGUCAACAGUACCCAGGUAGGCUACAGGUACAGCUACCUCCAGCCCCAGUCUUCCUCCCUACUCUUAGCAGAGGUGGAGGCAGAGGAAACCCAGACAGGUGUCAUGUGUGUAGGCUACGGGCCAUGUGACGGAUGAAAAUAUGAACUGGGCUCUACUCCUUCAGAACGUGCUGGUCACGGUCCAUCUCAGGCAGAUCCUGUGCUACGGUUCUGUUCGGAUCUCGGUUCCAGAGGAGCAGGAGGCUGGGGUCCGGGUCGGGUCCAUCGGGUUCACGUUCCCCCCCCUUUACCAGCUCCUGACCCAGUUCUACCUCAGGGUGGACCAGGAGACAGGGGAUGUCUACACCACUGACAACAGGAUGGACCGAGAGGCCCUGUGUCCUGACCAACCCCAGGCUGGGGAGUGUAUCGUCCCACACGACGCCAUCGUAGGCCCUGAGGCAGAGCUGGUGAAGUUCAUGGUAGUAGUAGAGGACAUCAAUGACCAUGCUCCUCACUUUGACAACACUGAGAUGCAUCUGAGUGUCUCUGAGGAUGUGGCUGUAGGGACCAGUUUCUUAUUGGACGACCAAGCAGAGGACAGAGACAUGGGACGUAACGGACGGCUGCAGUACCACCUAGAGGGAGCCGGUGGGUUUUUCAGUGUGACAGUAGAAGAAGAAGCAGCCAUUUUGUUUUUGGUUGUGCGACAAGGACUAGACCGCGAGAAGCAGGAUCUUCAUGAGAUGACUGUAGUGGCAACAGACUGUGGUUCUACCCCACUAAGCGCCACAGCAACGUUAUUCAUAAAAGUGACUGACGUGAACGAUAACUGCCCAGAGUUUAGCCUGGACAGCACCCAGAAGGUGGUCAUUACAGCGGACACACCCAGAGACACAGUAGUAGCCAGGGUCAGAGCCACGGACCUAGACCUGGGCCCCAACGCUGCCAUUACCUACUCCCUCAGCCCCAAGGUCUCAGAACGGGCCAGGGAACUCUUCAGUCUGGACAGUCACACUGGCCUGAUCAGCCUGAGAGGGGACCUCAGAGACCGCCACAGUGACAGUGUUAGUGACAGGGGAGAGGAGGUGGUGUUGAAAGUGUUAGCCAGCGGCCCCCACUGCCCCCCUGCAGACACUCAGGUAACCGUAUCCCUGCUCCCUGCGCCAUACCAGGAGAAUGGCAUACAGAUCAGGUUCAUAGCAGAGCAUCAAAACCAGACGAUAGUGUUGCAGGAAAACCAGCCCCCCACUGUCUUGGCUUUGCUAGAGCUACCGGGGGAUAGUAGUGUUAGAGGCUCAUCGUAUCUCUCCAUUGAAGGAGAGGUGCCGUUCUCUUUGAGCCUGCAGAAUGGCAAAUACCUCCUGUCGACAUCAAAGCCCUUAGACUACGAGGUGAAGAGUGAAUAUCAUGUUUCUGUAGUGAUGCGUGAUGGUGUUGAAGAGCCUGCAGCUCAGGGCUUCCCCAGGAGAGUGAUCCAGGUUAGGGUGGUGGAUGUGAAUGAUAAUGCUCCACAGUUUCUCCAGAGUCACUAUAUGAUAGACAUAGAGGAGAAUAACCCUCCUGGGGUGUCUCUGCUGAGAGUCAGGGCGCAGGAUGCAGACAGCGGUCAGAACGGGCAGGUCACCUACAAACUGGGUCGACCGUCACACACGGCGGCAGCAAUAGCCCUUUAUAGAAUCGACCAGAACACAGGUCAACUGACAGUUUCUGUACCCCUGGACAGGGAACAACAGGAUGUUCACAGACUGACAGUUGUAGCCAGAGAUAACGGCUUUCCUCCAUUAGAGUCCUCUGUGAUGGUGACAAUCACCGUCCUGGACCAGAAUGAUAAUGCUCCUGUCUUCCUCACCCCUCACUUCAUCUUCUUCAUCCCUGAGAAUAUACCUCCCCUGUCCCGGGUGGGGAAGGUGGGGGUAUCAGACGUGGACGCAGGGCUUAACGGGGAGGUGGAGGUGAGGGUGGUGAACAGCAGUGUCGGCCCCUUCGUCAUAGACAACGCCCAGGGGACGCUGCGCUGCAUGGCCGAUAUCGACCGCGAGAAACAGGACCGCUACGAGUUAGAUCUCUUCGCCACCGACAACGGGCGCCCGUCACCUCUGACCUCCAUCGCCAGGGUAACUGUGUUCAUCGAGGAUGUCAACGACAACCAGCCCCAGGUCAUCCUACCCAGCAGCAACCUGUCGUGUCUCACCGUCUCCACAGGGACCACCACGGGCACCAUGGUAACCAAGAUCUACGCCAUCGACAAGGACUCAGGGUUAAACUCGGAGAUCACAUACACCAUUGCAGCGCGGGAACCACCAGGCACCUCUCCAUCAUCCCAUCACCACGGUGACAGCAGCAGCAGUCCCUUCCAGCUGGAUGCUCGGUCCGGUAACGUGACCUUAGCCCAGAGACUCAUGGGUAAGGACCUGGGGAUGCACCACCUGUUCAUCGUGGUGUCUGACGGUGGGAAACCAGCGCCUCUCCACACCACCGUCUGGGUUAACCUGCUGGUCAACGACACCUUGGAACCAUGCCACCUGGACACCAUGCCCAGAUCCCUGCCCUACAGACUGGCACAGACGCCCUCCGAAACACCCUCCGAGAUGCCCGUCUGCGACAGACACGCUCAGUUGAUCCUGAUGCUAGGCCUGGGCAUGAUGGUGGCCUCGCUCUGUCUGUUUCUGGUGACGGUUGUUUUAUACAUGAAACAGAGGAAGACGUCUAGAGGGGAACCACAGCAGAGGAGGGGGAUAAAUGAGGAGAACCAGAUUCCUCUACGCAUUUCGGAGAGAUAUUACUCAGGAGAAGAGUUAUAACGAGAGAGAGGCAGUGCCUGUUCUGACUGGACUCUACAUUAUGAAUUGUUGACGUUUCUUGUAUACCUUUUUAAAAGUAUGAAAUCAGUUCUACAAUUAAAUACAUUUUCACUA